Papaver somniferum (opium poppy) is the source of this 4291-nucleotide messenger RNA. RefSeq lists its product as uncharacterized. The record is from RefSeq and is a predicted model, not a curated record. NCBI's taxonomy places the organism in Eukaryota, Viridiplantae, Streptophyta, Magnoliopsida, Ranunculales, Papaveraceae. The transcript has 4 exons. The coding region runs from base 29 to 2458 and encodes 809 amino acids.
CGUGUUGAACUUUUUGGAAGUUUAAGGAAUGGAUAAUGAAUGGUACGCCAAAUGCAUCCAAGGUUCUAAUCUUGUCUUGGGAGUAUCAGAGGAUUUAUAUAUUGAGAUCCUAUUCUUUCUAUUUCAUCACUGGGGUACGCACUUCCAGAAUACAAGCAUCAAGAAAAUACCUCUCUUGAAAUACAUUGGUGAAGAUAGGAUUGUCUCUUUAUUGAGCAUAGCUGACGCAUCAAAGCAGGGCAUGACAAUCUGUUUGUCAAACGAUUCUCGCUAUAUAUCUUGGCUUAUUGACUGGAAUGGUGAAUUACGAUGUUCAUUGAAAUAUUAUUUCAUUCCCAAAUCUACUCAAGAGGCUUUGCUGUCAUUUCCAAAGAGGGAGACAGUAAGGAGUUGGCUAAUUAGUUCGGGAGUAAGUGUUCUUAGCGUCUUUGAGUAUGCAGCUCUUCUUUUAAAUUCAGUCCACAAUGCUAGUAGUAAACUUGUCAUUACCUCUGCGCACUUCUUAUAUCAGUCAUUGCUCGGUAACUAUUUAUCAGAAGCAGAAGUGAAUCACUUGUGCAAAAAAUUGCCAUUGGUUGACAAGUAUGGCUGUGUUACUACACAAAGAAGUGGGGUUCUUGUUCCAGCUCGUGAUAGUAAUUGGGUUGCAUUGAUGGGCACAAACCCGUGGAGAGGAAACCAUUAUGUUGAAUUAACCGAAGAUUACUCAAGUAGUGGAAAUUUUGUUGGUUUACAUACAGAAGAGAAACAACUGAUGGCAUUUCUGGAAAAACAUAUUCGAGCCUCAGAUAUCCCCAACAUAUGUCCUCCUGAUGACCCUUUGCCUACUGUCAGAUCUCCUUUGACCAAAGCAAAUACUUAUCUACUAUUAGAGUGGAUUCGUAAGUUGAGGUCAGGGAGAAAGCUGGUUGAAGGGAAUUUCUUGAGAUCCAUAAGAGAGGGAUGUUGGUUAAGGACAUGUUUGGGUGACUCGACGAGCUACAGCUACGUAGCUCCAUCACAAUCAUUCCUCCUUACCACAUCAGAUGGCAGCUUACUACAAAAUGGGUCUGAGCUGGUUGAUAUUCCAUUAGUUGAUAUUCAGUUCUAUGGUAGUAGAAUCAAUGAGUACAAGGAAGAGCUUAAAGCUGUAGGUGUGAUGUUCGAAUCCCGAGAAGUAUGUAAAUAUAUGGGUCAGCGCCUCAUGUCUCUUGCAGCUAACUCAAAUUUAACGAAGUCGGAUGUGUUUUCGAUACUUAAAUUCAUAAGGCUUUUGGGUGAAAACUAUUUACCUCUUGAUGACUUCAUCAAGCCCAUUCAAAAAGGUAGCUGGUUAAAGACGUUGAAUGGUCACUUAUCUCCAGUUAAUUCCAUUUUAUUUGAUUCAGAAUGGAAAGUUGCUUCACAAAUCAGUAGUCUUCCUUUAAUCGAUAAUGAUUAUUAUGGGGAGGAUAUUUCUGGAUUCAAGGCCGAGCUUAAGUUGCUCGGUGUGAAGGUUGGAUUUCAGAAGAAUUACCAGAUUGUUGUCGACUUCUUCAGAAUGCCUGUAUCACUUACAAAAGAAGCAACCUUUUUGAUACUGGAAUGUAUUCGCCACACCAACUCAUCUGCAUUUGUGAAAGUGCUUAAAGACCGAAAAUGGUUACACACUGGUGUCUUAAAAUCUCCAAGUGAAUGUUUUCUUUUCAAUGAUGAAUGGGGAUGCCUUCUGAAGGUUUUUAAUGGGUUUCCUUCAAUCAGCGAAGAACAUUAUGGACCUACUAUAGUUUCUUAUAAGAAUGAGUUAAGACAACUUGGGGUUGUAGUAGAUUUUGACGAAGCAGCCGAGGUUUUUGCUUGUCAGUUUAAGCAGCAUGCAUCUUCAUCAUCCAUUACCAAGGAAAACGUGUUAUCUUUUCUUGAAUGUUACAAGCAGCUUAAAAAAAACUCCCAUCGCUUACCAAAGAAGGUCAACAAGUGUUUACGUGAGGAGAGGUGGCUGCAGACCCGUCUAGGCACAAGAGUCCCCAAGGAUUCUAUAAUGUUUCAUUCUGAUUGGGAGAGCCUGUCUCCCAUUGUGUCACUUCCUCUGAUUGAUGACAGUGAUACAGGCUAUGGUAGGGUGAUUCUGGAAUACAGAGAUGAGUUGAAGGAAAUUGGAGUUGUUGCUAAAUUCAGUUCGGGGAUGCAUUUUGUGGUUACCGGGCUCAAUAUUCCCCCUAAUCCAAGUGAUAUCGCUCCGCAAAGUGCUCUUUCCCUUAUGAAUUGCAUUAAGAUAUUGUUGAAGGAGAACAAUGCUUUACCAGAAGGGUUCCUAAAACGUGUGAAUAGAAGAUGGUUGAAGACUCGUAUGGGUUAUAAAGUUCCGGGAAAUUGCUUAAUGUUUGAUUCUAAAUGGAGUUCGUGUUAUUACAACCUGAGGAUGGGCCUUUCAUCGAUGAUGUGUUUUAUUGUUUCAAGAUUGCAUCCUACUCUAGAGAGCUUGAGGCCACAGGGGUGACGGUAGAUGUUAAACAUGGGUGUUCGUUGAUUGCCAGCAAUUUAGAGUCUCAUUCCCAGCUAACCGUUAUUUCCCGUAUCUACAAAUGUUUGUGUCAUUUCAACUGGGAGCCUCAGAAGGGAUCUAUUAAAGAGCCUGCCAAUGAAGCUUCUGGAAAAAUCUUUAUUCCAAAUGGAAGUAACACGGGGCGAUGGGUUUUCCCAGAAGAAUGUGUUAUUUAUGACAAGGAUGACCUAUUUGGCUUGCAGUUGAAUGUUUUAGAAAAGCACUACGAGAAGGACUUGCUUGAUUACUUCUGCAGUGCCUUUGGUGUUCGUCGAAAUCCUAAUGCUGAUGAUUACUGCAAGUUAUGGAACAAAUGGGAAAGCACAAAACAGAAGAUAACGCCUGUGGAGUGCCGGGCUUUUUGGCUUUAUAUAGCCAAGAACUGGAAUUCGAAGAUAGAGAACCUUCUUUUAGAGAAGUUGUUGAAGUUGCCAGUGAGCAGUAAAGACUCAGAUGAUGUUCUUCUAUUCGACAAAGAUGCGAUAUUAAUUCCAGAUGAUUUGCAACUGCAAGAUUGUUUAGAGAAGGCUUCUCCCGAUCCUUUAUUUGUUUGGUAUCCUAAGCCAAGUUUUCCUUCUGUGACCAAGUGUAAACUGAAUGAAAUAUUUGCUAGCGUUGGUGUUCGGACGAUUUCCGAAUCUGUAAACAAAGAAGGAUCUUCAGUUCUGGAUGCUGCAGAUCUCAAGCAAAUUACUUCAAAAGGUACAUUUAUCAAGAGAGGUCUUAUUAGAAUCAUACUUGCUUUUCUUGCAGAUCCUUGUCUUGAAAUUGAUUCUGAGAAGAGGCAUCAGAUGGUGAAUUAUCUUCUUGAUCUUAUGGUCUUUGAGACUGAAGAACCGAUAACAGCAAGUUAUGGCAUCAAACUGUGUACCGUCCGCACUUUAAAGGUCGAGGUCAGCCAAAUGAUUUGGUGGGAGAGAAAGAAUAUGAAGCUCUUUACUCAGAAGGUGGAUAGAUCUGCAUCUGGGCCUAAGGAAAAUAUUGCAUAUGCGACCUACUUUUCUGAAGUUAUAGCUGAGGGACUUCUGUGGGAGAAAGCAGAGCAAAUUGCGGAUCUAUCUGAGUUGAUCAAAUUGGGCUGGCUAUUAGACUUCGAAGACGAAGCAAUCGAUUUCUUGUUGAAGACCAAAAAUCUGCAGCUUUGCGAUGAAGACGAAGUGUUCAUCAAAUCUGCAUUUGCAUUAGAUUAGUUUUCUUUUAUCCUUCCAGUUAUACUUGUACUCUGCUUAAUUUGGUGUUUUUAGUUGUUCGCUGAUGUUUUGUUUUUAUCUUCUAGUAAUAGACCACUGAUGUAGAAAUCAAAUGGUUUGAAACUAGAAUGUUAUCUUCACCAAGGAUUAUGUUAUGGACUUGAGUGUUUCUAUUGCUGUAUUAUGUAGCACAUGUAGUAUCUUUGACAAAACUAUUAGUGCUGGCGUGUGGUUGAGUUGAACUUGAUCAAAACUAAGGGAAAGAGCAUUCAGGUACAGCAUCAAAAAUGUGGAUUGGAGACACUAUUUUGGACGUGGAUUAUAUGGAGGCGGCGUUUGUGUGACAGUGGCUCCCUACAUAGACAUUUGUGAUUCUUUCUGGUGUUGUAACUUUCCAAUGCAUAUCUGCAGCCAAUGGAUUGGGGAUCGUGAUUCAGAAAGGUGUUGGAGAGCCCAGCUUGUCGCUAGGAUUCCGAUUAGUUUCUUGUCGUCAGAUGAUAUAUUUGAUAAUAGAUCAAUAUGCUUUGUUGAAACUGGGCUUGUUAGCUAAGUAAUGGGCCUGAGUGAAAGUCAAUAAAUGAGAUGCUUAUUUCAUGAA